ACCGACUCCGAUCUAGAACAUGAAGCUUACAUACGAGAGGAUGAGGAUCCGGAAGCACUCAUUCGUACCGAUCUUAAUCCAAAAUUACAGGUAGAUUAUGAUAUUGUGUUUUCCCCCACAUAUCAGGUCCCCGUGUUGUAUUUUUCACUGCGUUGGCACCAUUCUAAUGGCCCGGUGGGUCUGGAUGCUGUCUAUCGGUAUGUGGUCCCGGAACACUACCAAGAAGAGUUGAAGAGUGUGGGAAUCAUGGGUGGGAUCAGCUUUGGUUAUCAUCCAGAUUCGGAUACUCCGGCCUUCUUUGUUCACCCGUGCAACACUGCCAACGCCAUGGUACAGGUGACUGACGCUCGGAGCCGUCCUGGGACGUAUCUUCUCAUCUGGCUCGGUCUCGUAGGUCAUUGUGUGAACCUGCACAUCCCACGCGAGCUGCUUGCCUCUGAUAGUACCGGACUAUCCUGA
This is a messenger RNA of Penicillium odoratum, 459 nucleotides long. RefSeq names its product ATG3/ATG10 family protein. The record is from RefSeq and is a predicted model, not a curated record. The annotation marks the transcript as partial. Lineage: Eukaryota; Fungi; Ascomycota; Eurotiomycetes; Eurotiales; Aspergillaceae. Gene Ontology annotation, cellular component: intracellular anatomical structure. Gene Ontology annotation, biological process: macroautophagy; protein lipidation; protein modification by small protein conjugation. Gene Ontology annotation, molecular function: Atg12 transferase activity. The transcript has 3 exons.